Molecule: messenger RNA, 3975 nt
Organism: Peronospora belbahrii
Lineage: Eukaryota; Oomycota; Peronosporomycetes; Peronosporales; Peronosporaceae
Source: the annotation of a GenBank genome assembly
AUGGCGACCGCUCCGCAAGGUCGGUCUACUGCCUUGGAGCUUGAUUCACGACAUUCACGUCCUUGUUACAGCUAUUUUCUACCUUUUAUCUUCUUUGCAGGUGUCUUAGCUACAUGUUUGACUUUUUUACUAAGUGAUUGGGAACCUCUAGACUACAAUAAUAUUGGUCAUGUCAAGUCCAUGGAUUUCUUAUCGUAUGGGCCCAUUGAUGUUGUAUACACAUGGGUUAAUGGCACAGAUCCACGAUGGAAGAAAGAAAAAGUAUUUUGGCAUAAACAUUGGAUUGCAUCACUUACGGGUCAACCCUUGCCCGUAUGGGGACAAGAAGAUAUCGAGAAUAUACGAGGAAAGGAUGAUUCGAACUCGGACAAUCGAUUUCGUGAUAAUGAGGAAUUACGUUAUUCUCUGCGUUCAUUGGAGAAAUAUGCACCUUGGAUACGUCAUGUUUACGUGGUAACCGAUGGACAAAUUCCAUCGUGGCUUGAUAUUGAAUCACCGAAAAUUAGUAUCGUCAAGCAUGAGACGAUUUUCUUAAACAAGAGUCAUUUGCCAGUUUUUUCUUCCCCUGCUAUUGAAUGGAAUUUAGAUAAUAUUCCAGGACUGAGUGAUAUGUUUCUUUACUUUAAUGAUGACGUGUUCUUGGGCUCGCCUGUAAGACCGGAAGAUUUUGUAAGCCAAGCAGGUGUGCAAAAAGUCUAUCUUGCAUGGGAGGUUCCACUUUGUGCUGAUAGAUGCUUUGAGACAAGUCUUGCUAAUGGAAGGUGUGACAAGGAGUGCAAUGUCACGGCAUGUGAUUUUGAUAUGGGCGACUGUGGCUGUGACGUUAAUCCACUGGAUGGAGCGCUGACGUGUGAUGCAGAAAAGGUUGCUACGAUUUUGGAACAUUUACCAAAACCCGUGAAACUUGGUGACCAUUUGUGUCAAGGAGUGUGUAAUUAUCAAUGGCUGGGGAACGGAGUGUGUGAUAUUGCCUGCAAUGUCAGUUCCUGUGCGUUUGAUGGAGGGGAUUGCAAAGCGGCGAAACCAGUGUACAAUCAAUACUCCCGCACUGUGACUCCUGACGAUGAUGAUGAUGACGAUGAGGAAGAUGAGGAAGGGAAAGACGAUGAAUUAUCACCAUUUGUAAAGGAACUUUGGUCGGCGGAUGUGGCGGCAAACCAUACGCUCGUGAAGGUGCCGUUGAAUGUAAAUGCUACGUACCUGAACCUUACAGAUGCGUUUGGUGUUAACGGUAGUAUCUGGACUGCUGCACAUGACAAUGAAAUAUUGAUUCGAUUCGCAUCAGUGCACGAGGCGGAGCUGGUUUUGUUGCUUGUGUUUGGCCGCGACAGAGACGCGAACCCAAUGACAAGCAGCGCUCAGAUAUCUGUUGUCGGUGAGGAUGCGGAAGGAAAUUAUGUUUGCCUGGAGUUCUCAAUAGUGCGAGGAAAUGAUCAGAUUGAGGAGUCUCUUGGCCCUGCGCAAGUGAGUUACGCUCGAGCAAAUCUUGGAGGAGUGUUUACUUUCCAGAAUACCAGCAUCCAGCCACCUCGUAUACGUCUACCUUUUGGUUUUCGGCAAGUUGCCUUUCGUAUGGUGUUUCCGCCCGACACCAAGGACAUGGAGCACGUCACAACAAUAUUAGAGAAUGAGAAGGCCUUUCCAAACUUGUCGAUUGAAGACAAACAUGCUACGGCCGCUGACAAGUUCUCUAGCAACGUGCCGCUGCUAGAGAUUUUCCUACCAUUCGAUACCUCUGGGAAAAAACUUGGUGAUGGAGAUAUUGUUAACCUUGGCUGGCACGUGGAUUUGCGUCUACACAACGAAGAGAAGGAUAUUGACUGGAGUGAACACGACAUUUGUCAAGUUCAGGUCCCGAAGAAGCCAGAGGUAUCAACUACGGCUUCUGCUGCCGUGUAUAGUCAGAAAACUAGCAGAAAGGCUGCGGUCGGUGGUAGCAAACACGGUUAUUCAAUUGAUUGGACAAACACUGACAAUGAUGUUGUUCCAAUUAUUGGCACUGCCAUUGAAAUGAUGAAUGAUGAGAAUGCCUUUGAGCAGAAAAAUGCAAAGCAGAACGGUGAACAUAGUGAAGGAGGGUUGGACGAGGAUACGGGAGCAGAAGACUUGGAAACAGAUGACGGGAUCGCCAAAUGCCGUCUUAAUGAAGAGCAGAGUGGCGUCUUUGUCACUUUCCAGGUGCUCCCAGACCGUGCAUACACCGUAUUCUCGGCAGCUGCGACCGAUAGCGGGCUUGACGGUGAGGACAUUAAGACAGACGCACCUCAAGCCGUGGAAAUUAGUAGCACUCGCAAUGCUGCUGCUUCAACCAACAGCGAUAUGGACAAGUCAAUGGACGGUUGGAAGAUAAGUCCGCAGGUGGCCGACGGACAAAUAUGCUUUUAUGACACAGGUCGUGAUGACCCAACACGUUACCGUUACUGCUUUGGUUUAGCCAUGGGAUACUUCCACUCGGAAGAAGUGGAGUUGGUGCACAAGCCAACAAUUUGGGCUUUGCUGCAUCCGCCCAAACCGAAGGUGAUCUAUACACCUUACAUGGAAGAUAAUCCGGCUUUGAUUGAGCUGUCAGGCGGAUGCAUUGAUACCGCUACACGGUUCAUUGGAAUCCAGCCUCAAAUUUGCUACCCGAAUGAAAUACCUGUCCUACGCUUGCCUGUCAAGGAUGAAACGAAGGUGGACUUACGACAACAGCAAGAAGAAGAAGGCCGUCAACUUGCGUGCGAAGCUCAGAAACGGCGCUUGGCGCAGCGUGAACUCAAGGAACAUGAGGCUCGAGCCAGUGAUGGACUUCUCGGCAGAUUGGUCCGUUAUAUCCGAAGCAUCAGCCUUGCAGUCGGUUUUGGGCCUGUGAUGCCUGCAGAUGAUGACAGCUUGGAGUACAUUGAGUACGCGGACGUCUGCAGCCGAUUACCUGUCGCAGCUGAGGAGAAGUCUGAGACAAACGUGCAGGCUCAGCUGUCCGUGGACACCUUCGGAGAUUCGCUACGUUAUGUAAACCAACUGUACAAUCGUGUUUUUGGCAAACCCAAGACACCAGGCCGACGCCGUGUACCAUCACACAUGCCAUUCUUGCUGCAGAAGUCGAUCAUUCGUGAAAUUAAGGACUAUUGGACAAAGGAAGUUCACGAUACGUCGGCACAUCGCUUUCGCCACCCGCAAGAUAUGCAAUUCAGCUUUUCGUACUUCCAUUAUUUGAUCAAUCGCGCAAAGAUUCACCCACACACGCUGGAAGAGAUCUGGCGUGAGUACUUGGAUGUCAACCUGAAUGGUAUUCUGGAUGAGAACGAGGUGUUGACUGCCGCUAGUCUUGCACACGGAGAUGCACCCCCUGCAAAUUUUGUGACAGAAGUGCGUGAGUGCAUACAGUCAGAAAAGCGCGUGAAGGUGCGUGAGAUCCCAACGGCCGAGGGUACGCUGAGACUUAGUGAGACACUGACACCGCAUAUUACGCUAGAAAAUCUUGAGCAAUGCCCUAAGAUACGCGAUGCUUUAAUCAGAAAUGUACGGUACGAAUCGAAGGUGGAGCUGAUGCCUGAAAUUGAGGUGACGUUCCACAUGCUGAGCGACGAUUACAGCUUUGCGUGGAAGCAGAUGAUGGGCACACGUGCUCGACGCACCAAGUUCGUUUGCAUUAAUGACGACAUGAGGUUCCCGUCGACAGCGGUGAGCCAGAUCCUGCACGAGCUCUUUCUGUCCAUUUGGCCCAAGCGCUCGCAGUUUGAGCUGCCGUAUCACCUCAAGAACCGUUACGCACACAUUGACGAGUACAAUACCGCACAGGAGCGCCGACAAGUUGCUGUUUGGAUUGCACUGAUGAUCAUACUGCUUGUGGCUUUUACCUUUCGUGCCGGGCUUCGUGCAGUGCUUGGUUUCCAGAAUAUUGCAUGCGCACGAGCUGCGUCUGCGUCCCAACUUGCCCAGGACUACCAGAAAGGGGACGAGCCGCACUUGCCUACUGGUACCAAAAGCGAAUAA